AGCAAGAGCAUCAGCACCCAGCAAGGAUGCGCCAAAGCAGCUGAGCAAAAAGAGGAGCCCGAGAACGAUAAUGGGGUGACCUGGCAGGCUGGGGGGCAGGCAGCAGUGCUGGGGAGCCUCCUAGAGACCCCUCUGCCAAAGAAAAAGACUGGCAAAGUGCUCCUUUGCCUGGUGCCACACUGUGCCAGGCUGGUACCAUCAGGAGGAGGAAGCUGGCAGGCACCUGUCCAACAAUGAUGCCAGGAAGAGAGCAUCUUUCUUGCUCCUUCAGGACCCAAACCUUUGCCGCUGCCCUCUCCUGCAUGGCAGAGAUGCCCACUGCAGGGUGCCAGGAAGUGUAAGGCACUCUUGCAACUGCUGAAAUUGGCACCAGAGGAGAAGAAAGGCAAGCCCGGGAUGUCUGGAGACAACGAGGAGAUCACCCGCCUUCGCAAGCCACGUUUCUCCUAUGAGGAGAACCAAAUCCUGAUCCAAGAAGUGCGUGCCAAUUAUGCCAAGCUCUACGGCACCCAGAGCCGCCGGGUGACAGUGGCCGAGCGCCGGCGGGUCUGGGAGGGCAUUGCCGCCAAGAUCAACAGCAUCACCAACUGGAAGCGGACUGGCCAGGAGGUCCAGAAGCGAUGGAAUGACUUCAAGCGGCGCACCAAGGAGAAAUUGGCACGGGUGCCCCAUUCAACCCAAGGGGCUGGCACUGCCUGUGACGAGAGCUUCUCAGCAGAGGAAGAGACCAUCUUUGCCAUCCUGGGGCCUGGCGUGAUGAUGGGCGCAGCAGGUGCCGGGGCAGAACCUGGGGCCUGCCAGAACACUACGCCAAGGUUUGCUGCUCAUAGUUACCGCCUGGCAGUGGAGCAGGGCACAGAUCUGCCAACUAGAGGCAACACGUCAUGCAGCCCAGAGACUUCUGCCCACCAGCCUUCUUGUUGCACUUUAGAUGGGGGCUUCUUGCGACCCAAGGAACGUGACUCACCGGUGCCUCCAUCAGCCCAGCCUGCAUCACUACAGAUAGUCCACCUGGCACCAUCUCCAGCCAGCUUGGGUUGUAGGUCACAUCUUGAACACUCCCCCACUCCGUGUCCCUCCACAUCACCACCCCUGCGGCGCCGACGGACCCGCAUCGACCCACCCGGCUAUGAGCCCCCUCUGGAUUUUCUGCAGGCUCAGAGGGAGACGGCUGAAGCCAUUCGUGAGCUGACCUACACCUUGCGGCAAGGUCUGGAGCGCCUCACCGACGUGGUGGCCGCCUUGUUGCCCCUAAUUCCAGCCCAGACAGAACACCAGGAGAGGAUCUGUACCCUGGAGACCCCUCUUUCUGGAGAGACUCUGCCUCCUCGAGAUAGCUUUGUUGCCAAGCUGGAACCGUCCUCAGAGCAGGGGGAGACUGAGGCCAGGCUCCCUCUGCAAGAAGAAGGGCAGGCUGUGCCCGAAACAGAGCCAUUCUCAAGCAGGCCUCCUCUACCCCAGAAGCGGAGGAAAGGGAUCCCCACUCGCAAGCGUAGAGGACGUUGGAAGAACCUGUGAGCCUUGGGUGGGGGGCAAGGAAUGACUUCUCUUUAGACCUUGCCCCAAAAGAGAUCCCGUUCC
Sceloporus undulatus (fence lizard) is the source of this 1581-nucleotide messenger RNA. RefSeq names its product Myb related transcription factor, partner of profilin (gene MYPOP). The transcript has 2 exons. Bases 397 to 1518 code for a protein of 373 amino acids. The record is from RefSeq and is a predicted model, not a curated record. Gene Ontology annotation, molecular function: RNA polymerase II cis-regulatory region sequence-specific DNA binding; DNA-binding transcription factor activity, RNA polymerase II-specific. Gene Ontology annotation, cellular component: nucleus. NCBI's taxonomy places the organism in Eukaryota, Metazoa, Chordata, Lepidosauria, Squamata, Phrynosomatidae. Gene Ontology annotation, biological process: regulation of transcription by RNA polymerase II.